AUGUCGUUCGGAUCGUCCAGUCUGCUGCGCGGCGACUCGUCGCGCGACGCGCUGACGUAUCACCGGCCGCCGCGAGGAGGCGUGCGAAAAGAGCCCCGGCAGCGGCGUGUGGUGGAGUGCAAGGUGAAGCGACGCAAAGAGCCAAGGUUGGAUGCGGUGAUUGAGAGGAACAAGAAGUUCCGCAUCGUGCAGCGCAUACAGGAGCUGCUGGGGAAGCAGGAGGGCGGGCGCAUGAGUCUCAAGGAGCUGGGGAAGCAUCGGAGCAAGAUUGGGCUGUCUGGAGGGCGAAGAUGUGUGGCUCUCAUUCGCAGAUUCCCCUCCAUAUUCCGAGUGUACGAUAAGGGAGCGGGAAACAUCUGGUUCGAGCUGACUGCAGAGGCGGCACAGAGGGAUGCGAGGGAGAGGGAGCUGCGAGCCGUCAUGGAACCCAUCUUAGUGGAUAAGGUGAGCGGGGGUGCGGGCAACAUCUGGUUUGAGUUGACACCAGCGGCGACACGGCGGGACGCGAGGGAGAGGGAUCUGCGAGCCAUGAUGGAACCCGUUCUCGUGGAUAAGUCCUUGCACCCCCUUCCCCCCCACAACCAACCCCCUUUUCGUCUUCCCCUCCCCAACUUCGCCUCGUCUUCCACCCACCUACUACCGCAGUCCUUCCUCCCGCGCUUCUCCGAUCGCUUCAGAGUAGCUACCCCGCCAGCAGCCCCUCCGGGCACCCCUGCUGCUGCUGGGGGGCCGGUGCUGGUGCUGCAGCAGUGGGACGAUCGCUUGGCAAUGUCUGUAGAAGAGGCGAACGAAGCAGCAGUGGAGGCUCGGGAAGAGGCUCGGGAAGAGGCUUGGGAAGAGGCUCGAAAAGAGGCUCGGAAAGAGCCUCGGGGAGAGGGUAGUGAGGCUGUGGCGGGUGAGGGGGGAGGGAAUGGUAUCCGGGGUGGCAUUGCUGCUGGUGCUGGUGCUGGUGCUGGUGCUGGUGCUGGUGCUGCCUCCCGUGCUGCUAGCAUCAAUAGCACUCCCUAUGCGUCUGCUUCUGCUGCUGCUGCUAGUGCUGGUGGUGGUGGUACCUUCGUUGAUGGUGCUGGCGCUAGUGGUGGUUCCGCUGCUGAUAGUGGUUUUGGUGGGGGGAGUGGGGGGGGUGGUGAAUCUUCUGCUGGUGGUUGGGAGGGUGGUGGUGCUGGUGGUGCUGCAGCAGCAGCGGGAGGGAGGGCACAGGGAGGGAUGGUGAGGCGAGAAGGGGUGGGAGGGGUGUUGGGGGAUGGGGAUAACGAGGGGGAGGGGGAGAGUGGGGAGGAGAGGAGGAAGGAGGAGGAGAAGGAGGAGGAUGAGGAGGAAGAGGAGGAGUGGGAGGAUGAGAAGGAAGAAGAGAAAGAGAAGGAGAAAGAGGAGAUGGGCGAGGAAGAGGAGGGAGGGGCCAAGAAAGGGAAAGAGGAGAAGGAGGAGGAGAAGGAGGAGGAGGAGGGAGAGGGGAAGGAGGGUAGGGAGAGUACUGAUGUGUUUGAUGUGGGAAACAGUAAAGGCGAGGGGAGUGGUCAUGAGGGGCAAGGGGCGGGAUGGGGGGAGGGGUGGGACGAGGGAUGGGAAGAGGGAUGGGGAGAAGGAGGGGGAGAAGGAGAGGGAGGAGGAGUGGGGGAAGGGGGAGAGGGGCAACAAGGGCAGAGUGAACGCAAGGGUAGCAGAGGCAGGUCACAGAGGAGUGAGAAGGAACCAGAGACGGAGAUCCAGGGAGGAGGAGACAAAUGGGACAAGGAGCAAUGGGAAGAGGAGGAGCAAGAGGAAGAAGGGACAGAGGCAACGGCAUUCAGAAAGCCUCACCUUGGUCCUGUUCUCCCGUGCGACACUGCAUCACCAGAUUCCACCUCUCAAACCCAGGUGUCCCAACCCACUCACAUCGCUCCACUUACCCCAGGUACCCCAGUCUCUCCAGUCACUCAAUUUACUUCAGAAACCCCGGGCACGCAGCUUACUCCCCCCAAGCCCUCUCUGACGCCUGAGCAACUAGCAGAGGCAGCGAUCGGGUUGGGGCGGCACAAGGCAGAGACCAGCCGCAUGGCUUACAUCACCGGGAAAACCAGUGCGGACCAGGACGGGAGUAGCAGUGGUGUUGCCAGUGGUGCCAGUAAUGCUGGCAGCAGCAGCAGCAAUAGCGGUCGGGAGGAGCGGUACAAGAAAGCCGUUCGGCUGAGCUUAAAGCUCAAUCUACCCCCGGGUCUGAAGCUAAAGCAAUCUGAUCUGCUCAGGCUGCAGAGGUUCCAUGCCUCCCCUCCCAUCUCCCCCUAUGCAAACCCGCUCGAGCUAGGGAUAUCGCCCGAAUCAAUGGAGGCGGAGAGGCGGGCAGUUGCUGUGAUUCGGGAAUUUCUUUCGCUGACCGUUGAGAAGCGGUGCCUGAUUGACCAGCUGACGCACUUUCGGAAAGAUUUUCUGCUGCCCGCGAGGAUUUAUGCGCUGCUGUUGCGGCACCCGGAGGUUUUUUAUGUGUCGGUGAAAGGGGUGCGGGAUUCGGUGUUUCUGCGGGAGGCUUAUGAAGGGGAGGUGCUUAUAAUGAGUGAUGAGCUGGCGGAUGCUAUAGAGGAGAUGAGAGUUCUUAUGGAGGAUGGGCGGAGGAGGAUGAGGAGGGGGGAGGUGGUGAGUGGGGAGAGGGAGGGGUAUGGGAGGGGAGGGAGUGAGGAGGAGAGUGAGUGGGAGAGUGGGGAUGAGGAGGAUUGGGAUGAGGAGGACGAGGAGGAAGAGGAAGAUGAGGAAGAGGAAGAGGAGUGGGAAAGGGAGGACGGUCAGGAGAAGAGGGCAAUGCCAAGUGUUUGGAAGCGAGCGAAUGGGCAAGCGGUGGGGAGUGGUGGUAGAGGCAACUUCAACAAAAUGGCUGUGGAAGCGGGGAGAAAGGGAGAGGAGAGAGGAAAGGAGAGGGGUGUGAGAAGUGGCGUAGGGAGAAGAGAGGGUGGAGGAGUGCAGAAGGGGGGAAAUGAGGGAGAGAGGAAGGUGGUGGGGGUGGACAGGUGGGGGAGGGAGAGUGGGAGUGUGGAUGGGGCUGGGUGGGUACCUGUGAGGAGUGCAGUUGGGGAAGCGAGCGAGGGUGAUAAGAGAAGGGGGCGAGAGAAGGAGAGAAGGGAAGAGAAGGAAGAGGUGGGUACGGAGGGAGGGGAGGGGGAGGAGGGAGAGGAGGAAAAGGAAGGGGGGAAAGGGCAUGCAGCGGGAGUGAGGGGAAGGGGUGAUGAGUUGAGAGAGAGGGAAAGAGUGAAGGUGGCAGGGGACAAGGAGAAGGGGAGAGGAAAGGAGGCGUGGAGGAGCAAGGGCAUACACAGGCAGGGGUUGAUCAAAGACAGGUGGUGA
Molecule: messenger RNA, 3312 nt
Organism: Closterium sp. Naga37s-1
Lineage: Eukaryota; Viridiplantae; Streptophyta; Zygnematophyceae; Desmidiales; Closteriaceae
Source: the annotation of a GenBank genome assembly